Messenger RNA from Cyphellophora attinorum, 2406 nucleotides. RefSeq lists its product as uncharacterized. Gene Ontology annotation, cellular component: cytoplasm. The record is from RefSeq and is a predicted model, not a curated record. The transcript has 5 exons. Bases 1 to 2406 code for a protein of 801 amino acids. Lineage: Eukaryota; Fungi; Ascomycota; Eurotiomycetes; Chaetothyriales; Cyphellophoraceae. Gene Ontology annotation, molecular function: oxidoreductase activity.
AUGAACACAGAGCUAAGACGCGCGUGUAUAGUCGGCGGCAACGCCAUCUCGGCGUUUCUAUCCUGGAGGCUUCAAGCGACCAAUGCCUGCGAUGUGACUCUGGUGUGGAAGGCCAACUAUCAACAGGUUGCUCAAUACGGCAUAUCAUUCAAAUCAUCCAAGUUCGGCAACGAGCGUUUCAAGCCUCGAUAUGUCGUCCAAAAUCCCGAUGACGCGGCGCAGCAAAAUGUUGCCUUCGACUAUGUCAUUCUUUGCGUCAAAGCCCUGCCCGAUGUGUACAACCUCGCCGACAUCAUCCAGUCAGUGGUAACUAAGCAGCAUACGUGCAUCCUCGUUAAUACUACAAACACACUGGGAGUCGAGAAAGAGCUGGAGAAACGAUUCCCAACCAACGUUGUUCUCUCCCUCGUUUCGGGCGCGGAGCUGACCCAGCUCGGGUCAAGCGAGUUUGAGCAUAGUGGCUCGACCGAUCUCUGGGUUGGACCCGCCAACAUCAACUCAGAGAUUCCUGAAGCUAUUCAACAAGACAUGUCCGAGGCACUAGCAAUGACUUUGACAACUGGCCAGGUAGACUGCCAAGUUUCGAACAACAUACGGCAACAGCAGUUUGAACGCAUGGUUGGUCCUAUUGCCUUCCAUCCAGCGAGCGUACUCUUCGACACACCAAGCCAUACCGAACUCCUGCAUAAACUCGGCGUCCGAGAAAUGAUCGAGGACAUCAUCCAAGAACUCAUGGCCCUCGCUGCCGUCCACAAAUGCACCUUCCCAACAGACUUUGCUAGCAAAACGAUACAAGCAAUGGUCUCCGUGAAAGAGCCAAGCACAAUGUAUCAGGAUUUUACCGCACGUAGACCUAUGGAGGUCGAGACGUAUUUGGGAGCUCCGGUCCACCUGGCGAGAGUCGCAAAUGUCAAAGUUCCGAGACUUGAGACAUUGUACACUCUAUUACGGCACGUCAACACGACGAACAAAGACAGGCCAGUAGCUGCAGCUGCGCCUGCGCCGGCACAUGCUGCACCACAACAGAACGGUCUACCUCCCGCCCAGACCGUGGAGCGUCCUCCUAGAACAGCAUCGAUGCAACCGCCUCCCAGGCAGCAUAACGCACCGAUGCCGGGACCAGGACCGAGAGGAAGAGGUCCCAUGGGACCACCAGGUCGGCGUGGCCCCCCUCCAGUGAAUGGUUAUCGCGGGCCCCCUCCGAAUGGCAUGCAGCGCCGACCUUCAUUCGAUGAUAACAACAAUCUUGACGAGUUCCAGCACGUUGUGCUCUACGAUGACUUGCCUGAUGGAGACUUCGCAGAAGGUGGCGCCCCGGGAUUGUCGGUCAAAGAGCGAGAGUUGAUGCUGCGUGAAAGGGAGUUGCACCUCAGACAACAAGAGAUGGCGAUGCGGAGAGGCGGGCCACGCAGAGCUCCGCGCAAUCACCACCAAGAUUUCGAUGAGGAUGACGAAGACGACGAUUUCGUUGACCCAAUGGUUCCGCGUCACCCACAGCCGCCGAUGGACGACAAUUUCGACAUGAUGAGUGUCACCUCUCGACGGACGAAGAGAAAUCCUGGUCCCGGCCAGAUGAGAAAAGACAUGUACAACGGUGGUCCUCCCAUGCGCGGUGGCUACAAUCCGCGACCGUACAUGAACCGCAACAGAACCAGUGCUCAGCUGAUGAGCGACAUGCCGAUGUCAACAGACAACAUUCUCGACAACGCUAUGAUGGGUUUCUCCUCGAACCGCUACGGUACAGUCGAUCGCAAAGAACUUCACAAUGAGUCCAGGACAAAUUCUUUGACGGCUGCUCGCCUACAAGAAAUGGGAGGCGUGAACGGUGGCCCUUUCCCCGGACCUCCGAGUCGUCGCACGAGUCGAUCGCCUGGGAAUCCAUUUGGCGGUCCGAUGGGGCGACCGCCUGGGAGACCGUCUCCACCUCAUGACCAAUAUGGCCCUCCACGAAACGGCAGACCCUCUCCUCCUGGUAUGAUGCAACCAGUGCCAAGGUACCCUCCCGGCCAAGGAAACGCAGUUCAUCCACAACAGGUCGAGCAACAAGUCGGGCUAGCAGCCGAUCACCAACCCACCAACAUUGACAUCAAGUCCGUCUUCGUCAAUCCACCGCUCGUCUCCACACACCACCGCCGCAUCACCAUGUCCACUACAAACCACAGCCAAUCCUCGCAACCCAAUUCUUCAUCCUCAAUCUCAGCCAACAAAACCCGCCAAUACACGCACCUGCACGCGCAACUCGCCCAGCUCAAUGCGCACCUCGCAGACACGGAAAGUCUGGUAAGAGUGACGGCGGCGCAGGCGCAGCAUAUGCGGUUUCUUGGUGGGUAUGUGGGGGGGUUGUUUAUGGGGAGUGCACGGGUUUUGGGGGAGGAGAGCGUUACUGGGCGCGGGAAGGGUGCGUAG